AUGGCUUCUUCUCAUCUUCUGUGCAAUACUUUUCAUUUUCAACCAUCUUGCAAUCUAUCAAGUAAAAGCAAUAUCUCUUCGUUUAAGCCAAGUGGGUCCUUUUCUUUUUGUCAAAAACUUCAAUUUCAAAAGACCCCAGUUGUUAAAGCCACAAGAAAACAAGUAGAGCUAGUGUAUGAUCCUGAUGAAAGGAUAAACAACUUGGCUGAUGAGGUGGAUAAACAGGCUCCUCUUUCAAGGCUCACUCUUUUCUCACCUUGCAAGAUUAAUGUUUUCUUGAGAAUAACCAGUAAGAGAGAAGAUGGGUAUCAUGAUUUGGCAUCUCUAUUUCAUGUGGUUAGUCUAGGAGAUUUAAUUAAGUUCUCUUUGUCGCCAUCAAAAAGCAUUGAUCGAUUAUCAACCAAUGUGUCUGGUGUACCCCUUACUGAAGAUAAUUUGAUCAUUAAAGCCCUUAAUCUUUACAGGAAAAAGACAGGCACAGACAACUUCUUUUGGAUCCAUCUAGACAAAAAGGUGCCCACUGGGGCUGGGCUUGGUGGUGGGAGCAGCAAUGCUGCAACGGCUCUGUGGGCAGCAAAUCAAUUCAGUGGUUCUCUAGCUACUGAGAAGGAACUCCAAGAAUGGUCAAGUGAGAUUGGUUCAGAUAUCCCCUUCUUUUUUCUCAUGGAGCAGCCUACUGUACUGGUCGUGAUUGUUCAAGAUAUUCCUUCACCAGUACCUUUGGACAUUCCAAUGGUUCUCAUAAAGCCGCCACAGGCAUGUUCAACUGCAGAAGUUUACAAGUGCUUUCGAUUGGAUAAAGCCAGUCAAGCUGAUCCUGUAACAUUGCUGGAGAAGAUCUCAAGGAAUGGAAUAUCUCAAGAUGUUUGUAUCAAUGAUUUGGAACCUCCUGCCUUUGAAGUUGUCCCAUCUCUCAAAAGAUUAAGACAGCGUAUAGCUGCAGCUGGUCGUGGACAAUAUGAUGCUGUUUUUAUGUCUGGAAGUGGAAGCACAAUAGUUGGGAUUGGCUCACCAGAUCCUCCUCAAUUUAUAUACGAUGAAGAUGAGUACCAGGAUGUUUUUGUGUCAGAGGCCAACUUCAUUACUCGUGAAGCAAAUCAAUGGUAUCAACAACCUGCUUCAAGUUCAACAAAUUGUAGCACCCCACCUGAAUUUUCCUAG
This is a messenger RNA of Dovyalis caffra, 1161 nucleotides long. NCBI's taxonomy places the organism in Eukaryota, Viridiplantae, Streptophyta, Magnoliopsida, Malpighiales, Salicaceae. The record is from the annotation of a GenBank genome assembly.